AUGCCGUGCAACACCACAUAUCGUACGCUGCCUAGUCUCAUCAUCCCGUUAUCACUUCCCCUGAUUCCCCUGAAGGGUUUCGAUGAAUCCGCGACAGAUUUGAAUCGCAAUCUUCGCGAACCAUCUACAAGAAUGCUGAUUUUCAAAAUCAGCGCAACCGACGUCGAACGAGCAAGGCAGGCUGAAUCUCCUUCUUCAGCCUGA
Parastagonospora nodorum SN15 is the source of this 204-nucleotide messenger RNA. RefSeq lists its product as hypothetical. NCBI's taxonomy places the organism in Eukaryota, Fungi, Ascomycota, Dothideomycetes, Pleosporales, Phaeosphaeriaceae. The transcript is spliced from 2 exons. The coding region runs from base 1 to 204 and encodes 67 amino acids. The record is from RefSeq and is a predicted model, not a curated record.